Messenger RNA from Opisthorchis viverrini, 1773 nucleotides. RefSeq lists its product as hypothetical. The transcript is spliced from 8 exons. Bases 1 to 1773 code for a protein of 590 amino acids. The record is from RefSeq and is a predicted model, not a curated record. NCBI's taxonomy places the organism in Eukaryota, Metazoa, Platyhelminthes, Trematoda, Opisthorchiida, Opisthorchiidae.
AUGCCACCCGAAGGAAGCACGAGGGCUGGGAUACUGCCAGGUUGCCCAAGCCUAGACAGAAGUCGAGUGGCGGAAGUCGGGUUCGAACCGCGGUCAGUAAAUUCGCGCUCUACCCACUUGGGCCAUCUCGCCCCCAACAAACGAAUAAAAACUUUCAGAAGUAUCAGAAAAUGGCUCAAGUGGUUAGAACGCGAAUUUACUGAUCGGAAGGUCCGUGGUUCGAACCCGACCUCUGCCACUCGACUUCUCCUGUCUAGGCUUGGGCGACAUGGCAGUAUCCCAGCCCUCGUGCCUCCUUCGUGUGGCAUGGCAGCUAGGCACCGAAAGGGUGCCACAACUGAACGAUUAUUAUUUUAUUAUUCAUUUGCUCAAGCUACUGUCCUCAAAAAGCGGUCGAAGUGCAGAGGUCGGGUUCAAACGACAAACCUUCCGGUCAGUAAGUUCGCGCCUCAACCAGUGAGCCAUCUCAAGCCACCUAAAGCAUACCCGAGGUUCCAAUAUCCUCCAGAUUGGCCACUGCGUGGACACACAAGUUUCACCAUGUUUGUAAACUCAAAAUAUUGCGCACGAAAUGCUGCUGGGAUCGACCAGCCACCCUUUCUUUUCGGGAGUGAUGAUGCUCGGUACAGAGUGAUCUCUCAGUAUGAGACGGAUAGCAAGACGGCUCAGUGGUUAGAGCGCGAAUUUGCUUGCCGGAAGGUUCGUGGUUCAAACCUCACCUCUGCAUCUCGACUUGGGCAACCUGGCAGUAUCUCAGCCUUCGUGCUUCCUUCGGGUGGCAUGGCAGCUAGGUACCACUUUAUGAAUGAACUAGAGUGUCUUAUGACUGAGCGAGAAAGCACCAGUGAUUGCCAGUUCAAUAGUUGCUCUGAUGGUUACUCAUCGGAGCUGACUGUCUACUUGCGGAAUAAUCAAUUUUACGUGUGUUACAACAACGACAACAAUCAACAGACAUUAUGGAAUGAUGUCUGCGCUCCUCAAAGGAUGAUAACUAUUUCGACCCGAAAAAAUAUUGAAUUAGGACUAAAAAAAUCGUUCCGCUGUAGCACUUUUUCUGUGCGCAACUGCCACGCCACCCGAAGGUUGCACAUGGACUGGGAUACUGCCAGGUUGCCCAAGCCUAGACAGGAGAAGUCGAGUUCGAACCGCGGACCUUCCGAAUUAGAACUAAAGUAUACCCAACUGCUCAAGAUGCUCAGUGAUGAGGAGGCGAGCAUACGGACCAGAAGGUCCGUUGUUCGAAACCAACCCCGACAGCUCAGGUUGCUGAAAAUUCGUCGACAGCCCACGACCGGUUUCGCAUUUUUCGGGGCGAGGAUUAUGAAGGAGAUCACGAAACGCUUGGGUGCUGUCGGUGCUACUCGCCUUCCAGGGUGGGGACCGCGUGAUCCUCACUGUGCCUGGUUGGAGACACUACAAGAUAUGGCUGCCAACCUAUGUCAGUGGCGUUUUUGUUGUCAGAUUCUAUCCAGAUUGCCUGAGCUUUCAAAUAAAUUACGGUUGUACGGCAGUGAAGCAUCAAUGUUGAACACUGAUGUCAUGCUGUCGAUGAUGAUGAUGAUGAUGACUUACAAGGUCACUGACAACUCUUCGACAGCUUACUACCGGUUUCGACCUUUCUCGGGUGCAUUGGAUAGGUGUAGCCCCCAGUUUCCAUCCACCUCAUGUUCUAACAACCUGCGGGCAAUUGAGGAAAAACACCCACUUUUAACUACACCGGCUUCGGCGAGAGAUUCAACUGAAGUAACGGUUCAGUCAUACGUCAAAACGUAA